This is a messenger RNA of Bipolaris oryzae ATCC 44560, 1209 nucleotides long. RefSeq lists its product as uncharacterized. Lineage: Eukaryota; Fungi; Ascomycota; Dothideomycetes; Pleosporales; Pleosporaceae. Gene Ontology annotation, cellular component: tRNA (m1A) methyltransferase complex. The record is from RefSeq and is a predicted model, not a curated record. The transcript has 3 exons. Gene Ontology annotation, biological process: tRNA methylation. The coding region runs from base 1 to 1209 and encodes 402 amino acids.
AUGCGGCAUUCCCCCCUCCACCUCCUGCAACGUCUUCCCUUGAAAACGCCUGCUCGCUACUUCACAAAAGGCGACCUGGUGCUUCUGCGCGAGAAAAAGGAUACCCAUGAUGGCCGUCUUGUCAAGCUACAAGCCUCAAAAUCUACGGGUACGCAUUUGGGCGUCGUCCAGCAUGCCGACAUAAUUGGCAGGCAGCCGCGCCAAAUAGUCCAAUCCAACAAAGGCGCCUCAUACCGCAUCCAUGAUCCUACCUUGGCCGAAUAUGUCAGGCUUACACCCCGUCUUGUCACUCCGAUCUACCCCUCCGAUGCCAAUCUCAUCAUCUCGCUGUUCGACAUCAACGUAGACAGGCCCUCUGCUGGCUUGAGCACAGAUCCGCCACUUGAAAUACUCGAAGCUGGUACUGGCCAUGGGGCCUUGACCCUCCAUCUUUCGCGAGCCAUACAUGCCGCAAAUCCCCCAAUUCCGAGAGCGCCCGCUCAUAGUGGCAGCGAAGACGGCCCAGAAGACGCCGUCUAUCUCGGCGAGUCUGUAAGCGAUCUACAGCACUCGUACUUGGAGUCGUGGAAGCAAAGUCGGCGCGCCAUUCUACAUACGCUUGAUAUAUCGCCCAAGUACUCUCAGCACGCAAAGAAGAUUGUUGAAGGCUUCCGCCACGGCAUGUAUGCGGCAAACGUCGACUUUCACGUUGGAGACGUGUCCGACUGGAUCUCCAAGCAGAGAAGGACGAGAAGAACUCAACAGCCCUUCCUGAGCCAUGUCUUUCUUGACCUUCCUAAUCCAACUCAUCACCUCCCGAACGUAGCUCCUGUCCUGCACGUCAACGGUCUACUCGCCGUCUUCAAUCCCAGCAUAACCCAGGUUGCCGAGUGUGUCGAAGCAAUCCGCGAGCAGAAGUUGCCAUAUUUGCUCGAACAAGUCGUCGAGCUUGGUGCAGGGACAAUACGCGAAUGGGAUGUCCGCGCCGUCAAGCCAAGAGCAACUCUACAAAAGUCAAGCGCAGAGCAGACUUCAGCCCCAUCAGGCAAUAGAAGUCAAGACUCGGAAACUGAGCAAGCCUCCAGAGAUGGCGAGCUCGAAGCAGCUUUGAAUAAGCAGAAAGAAGAAGAAGAAGAAAAAUGGGCCAUGGUGUGUCGUCCCAAAGCCGGUCAGCAAGUCAUCGGAGGUGGCUUCCUAGGCCUAUGGCGCCGCAUGGAACAGUCUACUUGA